Octopus sinensis (East Asian common octopus) is the source of this 8939-nucleotide messenger RNA. Its product is annotated as rap guanine nucleotide exchange factor 6. The record is from RefSeq and is a predicted model, not a curated record. Gene Ontology annotation, cellular component: apical plasma membrane; plasma membrane. NCBI's taxonomy places the organism in Eukaryota, Metazoa, Mollusca, Cephalopoda, Octopoda, Octopodidae. Gene Ontology annotation, molecular function: guanyl-nucleotide exchange factor activity; protein binding. The transcript has 35 exons. The coding region runs from base 336 to 5006 and encodes 1556 amino acids. Gene Ontology annotation, biological process: positive regulation of GTPase activity; Ras protein signal transduction.
GACGCCUGCCGUCGUCGUUGCUCUACUGCUGACAAGCCUCCUCCCCUUCCUCCUUCCUCACAGUAUUGUUGAUAGCAAUUACAGCUCGCACUUUCCUUCUUCUCUACACCAACCGACCGACCACAGCUAGUUAUUUUUGGGGUCAACUGCAUUUCAAUGAAAUCUCAAAAUGAUGGUCUGCCACUCUAUGAUGAACUUUGCGACAAUAACAACAGUUCCAGAUACUUUGUGGAUGAUUUUGGAUUAAUAAUUACUAACAGCUUUAUGACAUCCCCCAACUAAAUAAUUGAUUACUAGAAUUCCUUGUCAAAAAGGACACUUAGCAAAUUUGAAUCAUGGCUUUGUAUGGAAAUUACCAUUUUACAGUAUGUCUACAAAAGCCACCAGAAAGAAGGACUCAGAAGGAUCUGGAUAUCAUUUACUCUUACCUCCAUGGAAUGGAAGCAUUAUCCUUAUCAAGAGAAUCGGCAUUGAAAGCUCUCUGCCGUACUGUCCGCUAUGAAUACCACGAUGCUAAUGAAAUCUUGUAUUGUCAGGGGGAAUUAAGCACCUGUUGGUACAUCUUGUUAUCUGGAUCAGUUUUUAUUGAAGGUUCAAUGUUUCUUCCAAGAAGCAGUUUUGGCAAACGUCCUCCAGGAUGUACACGGCGGACCAGCGAGUGCCUUACUUUGGAGCCAUCGGAAAUGAUUGUGAUUGGUUAUCCUGAUGUUCACCUUCUGAAAGGUGGAUCCCAACAACAGCAACAACAACAACAACAACAGCAACAACCACUACAGCAGCAACAACAACAACAACAUCAUCAACAGCAGCAGCAGCAGCAGCACCAACAACAUCAUCCCCACCACCAACAACAACAACGGCACGGUGGAGGUGCCAUUAUGAAUGUACCUCCAGAGCAUUCUGUGGCUGGAGUUGACCCCAAUAUGAAGUUUAAUCGAAUGCAUUCCGACUCUAGCACUGACCAAAUGGCUCCAGAAUAUUCCAACCAUAUCACUCGGCUGCCUGACCACUGUUUGAGAGAAAAUUGGUUGAAGCGGAAUUCUCGGGCAAGUGACACGUCAAGUGCAUACUCUGGGUCAGAUGUAAUGCAAUCCUCUAUAGACGGGCAGGAAAAUGUUGACCUCGAGUACAGCGGCCUGACAGAAAGCAUGGUAGAUUCUGAUGAAGAAGAAGGUUAUGGAGAAUCUUCAGAGCGAUUUGAUCUUUUCCAGGAGCUCUAUACAGCACGAGAUAUUGUAUACGAGAGUCUGAAGAAAGAUCCAGACAAGAGGACUGAAGAUGAUAUUGAAACACUUUUGGAUUUUAUGAGACACUUUUCUGCUUUUGCAAACAUGACACUGGCCACACGGCGGGCUCUGUGUGCAGUCAUGGUUUAUGCACAAGUAAAGGAGGCUGGCACUCAAGUAAUGAAAGAUGGAGAAAUGCUCGACUCUUGGUCUGUGAUUCUCAAUGGAGAAGUAGAAAUUACAUACUUAGAGGGGAACAAAAAGAUUUUAGCAAUGGGAAACAGUUUUGGUGUUUCUCCUUCUCUGGAUGUACAAUUGAAUAAUGGUGUCAUGGUAACCAAAGUUGAUGACUGCCAAUUUGUCUGCAUUGCACAAGAUAAAUAUUAUAAUAUCUUACAUGAGGGUGAAGAAAACACAAGAAAACAUGAGGAACAAGGCCAGGUUGUCAUGGUUACUGAACACCGUGUAUUAGAUGGUUUAAACAGAAAGGGACAUAUUGUUAUCCGCGGGACUUCUGAACGUCUGAUGCAACAUUUAAUUGAGGAGGAAAAUUCUUCAGUCGACCCUACCUACGUUGAAGACUUCCUUUUAACAUAUCGUACAUUCCUCAGUAGUCCAACAUUUCUGGCCAAUAAGUUAUUGUCUUGGUUCAACAAUAAUGAACUUGGAAAAUCCAAUCUCAAGAUGAAGGUUGCCAGAGUGGUGUUAUUGUGGGUGAACAAUCAUUUCAAUGAUUUUGAAAUGGAUGCAGUUAUGUGUGAAUUUUUGGAGCAAUUUGAAAAUUUAUUGGUCCAAGAGAAAAUGAAUAGUCAACUGCAUCUUUUGGAGUUAGCAUGUUCCAGCAAAGCACACCCAAGAACAGUAACACUAACGCGAGCAACCAGAGAAGAGAUUUUAAAUUUUCUCAUUAUUGGUGGACUAGAAAGAGGUGCUGGAAUCUUUGUAACACAGGUUGAGAAAGGAUCAAAAGCCUAUGAUGCUGGUCUGAAAAGAGGGGACCAGAUUUUAGAAGUAAAUGGUGUCAACUUUAUUAAUGUACCUCACAGUAAAGCACUUGAAAUAUUAAAAGGGGCCACUCAUUUAUCUAUCACUGUAAAAUCAAAUCUUUUGGAAUUUAGAGAACUUCUAACUGAAAAGAAACGAUCCAGUGGCUCGAAAGAUGAGCCAAUUAAAUUGUAUACAGAUCACAAACAGAGGCUUUCAGCACCUGACUUAGAAGCAUCUUUGGCUCCAGCCAUUUCUUCUGUGAAAGAGAAGAAAAAUGACAAGAAAGAAAGAGGUUUUAUGACAAUGACUUAUAAGCCGAAGAUCCGGAAGGCUUUGAUGAAAAUGAAUUUCAUCCCAAAGCUAAACAGCAGUGAUAACAGUAUGAACCAUUCAGAUGAAAGCUUAUAUACAAAACCUUCUCGCAAGUCUUCCACGUCAUCUUCUACCUCAUCAUCAACUGCUGGAAUGUCUAGCCAUCUGUCUAUCAGCAACCCUGAUUUAUCAGUUUCUGGUUUAACAGAUGAUCCAAAGACAGACUUUCCGGACCAUGUCCUUAAAAUCUAUCGCUCGGAUCAAUCCUUCAAAUAUCUUACAGUUUACCGGGAAACUGAUUCAAGAACUGUUGUGAUGCUGGCAUUGCAAGAGUUUGGGAUUACUGACCCAAGUCGAAAUUAUUGCUUGUGUGAAGUAACAGUAACUCCUGAAGGGUUAACUAAACAGAAAAGGUUACCAGAACAAUUACAAAAUCUCCAUGAAAAACUUGGACUUAACAGCAGAUAUUACUUGAAAGACAACAUAAGUACAGGUACUUUGGUACCUGAAGAAAUGAUGGGCGAAUUAAUCAAAGAAUCUCAGAUUAGCCUGUUACAGCUAAAUACCAUGGAACUUGCUUCUCAAUUGACCCUGUCUGACUUUGAAGUGUUCCGUGAGAUUGAACCAACAGAAUACAUUGAUGAUAUCUUUAAAAUAAAUUCUAAAUUUGGCUGUCAUAACAUUAGAAGAUUUGAAGAACUUGCAAACCGGGAAAUGUUUUGGGUAGUAUCGGAAGUCUGCAGUGAAACCAAUCCCGUUAAACGAAUGAAAAUAUUAAAGCAUUUCAUCAAAAUAGCGAAACAUUGCAAAGAUUGUAAAAACUUCAAUUCUAUGUAUGCUAUCAUUGGGGGUCUUGGACAUGGUGCAGUAUCAAGACUUAGGAACACAUGGGAUAAACUACCCAAUAAAUAUCAGAAGAUGUUUCAGGAUCUACAAGAGUUAAUGAAUCCUUCACGUAAUAUGGCCAAGUACAGAACCUUGAUUAGUCCUGAAAAUACACAACCCCCAAUGUUGCCUUUCUUCCCCGUUAUCAAGAAAGAUCUGACAUUUAUUCACUUUGGCAAUGAUUCUAUGGUAGAUGGCUUAAUCAAUUUUGAGAAAUUGCGUAUGAUUGCUAAAGAAAUCCGCCAUAUAUGUGACAUGUGUUCUGCACGAUAUGAUGUAAGCAAUAUGUGUCUGAAUGCACACACUGUCUAUGGCAGUUCAACUAUCUCAGGUGUUGCAACACUUAAAAGAACUAAAAACCGAAGAGGAUCAGCAGUGCCGAAUGCUAAAAAGAUGUAUGAGGAGGCUCAGAUGAUCAAACGUGUUAAAUCGUACUUGAAUAAAAUGCCAGUGAUAACUGAUGAAGACAAAUUGCAGGAGUUGUCCCUUCAGUGUGAACCUCCUCCAACACGUCGGAGAGACACUUCUCCUGCGCUCAACGUUGCUAACUCCAGUGGCGUUACAAUAAAUGCUAAUGAUGAAAAACGUUCAUAUCCUGUUGGUCCAAAGUUUGGUGCUCAUCUCAUGCAUCGCUGUUCCCCUGGGUCUCUAAGUGCUUUGCAAUUUCUUCCUGGAAUCUACCCUUUUAUAAAGGAUUCAAAAAGUGAUAGCAGUUCCGAGUCUCCUGAGGCUGUGCGAAAACUCCUGGCUUUAUCUAAUAAAGUCCGCCCACACAACCCUAAACAACACCAUCCCCCCACUCCUAUUACUAGUCCUAUAACUCCACGACGACCUACCUCACCAAGGCAAACCAGGUCCGUUCCGGUGCUCCUUUCUCACGAGAGUUCUUCUGUCAACAGUAUGAGUAAUUUAACUCGCAAACCUAGUCGAACGGGUUCAAUAGGUUCAUCUGAUUCUGCAAGUCCAACUAGUAGUCUGAACAGCUACCAGCACCAGUACGAAACUGAUUCUGGACACAACAGCAUUGCUUCCUCCAACUUUGAUAGUCGCAGCACCAGCUCAAUUGGCUCGUCCAACUCUCCAACUCCAGCUAGACGUAUCAAUCAUGUUCCACAGAGCGCAGUUCUUCCAACAUUAACCUAUCAAGCUCCAUCACCACCAGUUAUUGUGGCAUCCGUCAUGCCACCAUCUCCCACCUCUUGCUUGUUUCCCUCUCAAGUACAGCAACCACAUCUUGGCACCAACAUCCCGCGUCCACCACUGCCACCAUACCAUGUUGCAGUGCAGAGUGCUUCAAUGAACUCUUCAGCUUAUAGUCACUGCAUCCAACAGACAUACACGAACAUGCGUCGGCCACCCUUGCCUGACUACCAUUCUGCUACCCAAAUGGCUCAUCUUGCACGCCAGAAACAAACUUGGCAAUUGGAACGAGCCCAUUCACAUGAAGGGGUGAUAGGAUACUACAAUGAGGAAGAAUUUGAGGCAACUGAGGACGGCAGCAGUAAUAAUGCUUGUCCUGCUGAAAACACCACAAAUUCUUCAGAUCAUUCCUCCCCCCUCAUUGAAGUUGAUGAAGAACAAGUUUCUGCUGUCUGAGAUGGACAUUUUCUUGGGUGCAGCGUCUCGAGGCAUUUCUCAACUCGACACUAUCAUAAUAAUUUUAAUCUGAAAUGAAUCCUCUGUAGAAUAAAAAAAAAAGUUUACUGGUGUGGAUAUGAAAACAGAUCUGACAGUUUUUCCAGAAAGUCUAACUUUAUAGUUCCUCAUCACAUGUUGACCAGUUGUGAUUGGCUAUUUACCUUACUGACUUCAAAAUACGGCUACUCAUAUGUCUUUGGUCAUUAGCUAUCUCACCUUUCCUGUCACUAUUUAUAAAUUUCACUAGAUUGCUGAUACCAAUUUUGCAGCAAAUGAACACAUUACAUUAUCAGCCAUCAAUUAUGCUUGAAGACUAAGGAGAAAUUCAAGUUUAUUUUGUAUAUUUUUAGAUAUAUCUUCUCUCUUUUUAACGAAUAUAAACUUCAUUGAACAGAAACUGAAAAGAAAAUCAGUUCAGAUCGGAAUUAUUUGUUUCAUUCAUCCAGACAACAUAGCCAAUAUAAAACACAUCUAUUUUCAAAUAGUUCUGGUUUCUUCAUCUUUCUCCCAUCAUUCAGUAACAUUUAUGGAAAAAAAAAAAAAAAUUCUUAGCCUGAACACUAUUUGGUAAAAAAAAGACAACAAAAAAACAAAAAACAAAAACGAAACAGAAUUCUCUUCAUUUGUGUAUUAAUAACUUAAUUUCAAGACCUUGUUUUGAAAUUUGUAGCAAAAAAAAUAUUUAAAGAAAAGAACUCUGUAUUGUUUGCACUGAUUAAAGAAUCGGUUUUUACAAGGAAGGAGUUAAGAAAAAAGAAGAAAGAAAAAAAAAAAAAAAAAAAGGGAAAUUCUCAGAAGUAUGGAUAUGUAGAACUAAUAUAUUAUUUAUCCCAUUAUGAAACUUAUGUUAAUUUUAGGUCUAUCUGCUGCAGUUUUGCCUCUACAUUACUCCUCUCUCAUCUGCUCAGUUGACCUAAGCAGGAAGUUUUGGAACAACAUUUGCUGCUAUUUAAAAAAACAGUUUAAUAAACAAAAAAAAAAAAAAAAAAAAAAUCUGCUUACAGAGAAAAAAUACUUCUGUCAAACUACUUAUGCUUAAACAUGUUACCUAACUUCAAUCCGGUGGUCAGGCAGCAGAUUUUUUUUGUGUGUUGUUUUAUUUUAUUUUGUCAUUUUCUUAACCAGCAAUCUGUAUGGUAUGUGGAAAAUUUGGCAGAAAACAGUACAGCUCUUGAAUUCUUAUAUUGACAUUGAACCUCUAUUCAAACAACAUAAAUAAAGGAGAGAGAGAGAGAGAGAGAGAGAAUGAUAAAUCGAUUAACCAAUACUCUGAUUGAAAUGUGCUGACUAUGGUUUUAAGUCUUCAGAUUGUGGAUUACUCAAAUACAAACAUAAAUUUUAAAAAAAAGCAAAAAAACAAAAAACAACAUAAGAUGACAAAAAAUAAACACAUACCAAGGAACCUUCUCCCUGCUGGAAAUCUCCAAGGAACCUUCUCCCUGCUGGAAAUCUCUAAUCAUUUAUAUAAAAUUUUGUGUGUGCGUGUGUGUGUGAUAAAAUUAAUUUAAUUUCAUUGAUUAUUCCAAUUCCACCCCUAUAUGUAAGGUUGGACCAUGUUGUACAUUGCAUGCAAAGAGGCAAUUAUCUAACUGGACCUAGGUCAUCUUGAAAAUAUGAAAGAGAAGUAGAGAGGGAGAAACUAAGAGAAAAUGAAAACUGCACAACACAUCUGAAAGUAAUUUUUAAGUCAAAAACCCAAAAGUGAUUUUUUUUUUUUUUAUGUAUUGUUUGUAUGCUAUUUUUUUUUUCUUUGAAUAAGCCAGAGUGGGCCGUUCCUAAUUCACGCAGGCAGGCAACGGUUUUCUAGUUUUUAUAUAACGGGCAAGUGCAUUAAUCUAUUUGGAACUAAGUUGGUGUACCAUUGUUAAAUAUUGUAGUUGCAGUCUGACUAUUGUGGGCAAUCAGCAGGUGCCAGUUCUGAAGAUGGUUCCAUGUUGUAAAUAUAUGUAUGGUUUUUUUGUUUGUUUUCCCUUUUUUUUUUUAAGCUUAAAAGAAACUUGAAAUGCUCUUCUUUUCCUUUUCUGUAAUCAUAACUCUUCUGUUUUUUUUUUUGCCUCCUCUUCCUUCUCUCUCUCAAUAUAGUUUAGAACUGACGAAAAUGAUCCUGGGCUGAAAAUUUAACAAUUGUAUAUAAUUUUAAAAUUUCCACAAAAGAUGAGAAAAUAACUAAAUUAAAGUAAAAAAAUCUUAUGCAUCCCAAUCAUUCCACAUGUCGUUGUUUAAGUGGUAGCGCCUCUGACCAUUGUUCUUCACAUAGCUUUAACAUGAGGUUUUCUUACUUAAACAGUUCGAUGCGGCUGAAACUCAAAUCAACUACAGAAAUUAUUUAAAGAGAACAAGCUUUAUUUCUUUCAUGUUUAUUUAAAUCAAAUUUUACUUUUGUAAUAUUUUGUUGGUGUAUUAAUAUCAUUUAUUGUCCACACAACAAAAGACUGCAACAUAUUUAGCAUUUAAGAUAUACUGAAAGCAGAAAGCUGAGAAAAGUGUCAGUUAACUUUCAAAUCACCUAAGAAAAUUUCUGUUUUUUGAAUUUGUUUUUAAUAAACAUUUGUGCUCUUUUAGUAUUUGUAAUUUUAGGAAUUGUUCCUAUUCAUCACUACGGAUGCUAUCAUCUUUUACAGACAACUUUCAGCUCUAAAUGAAUUCAAUGUUAAGUGCCUACACGUAAAGAUAUUUGAAAAAAAAUGAGAAACUGCUAAUUAACUUCAAAACUACCCUAGGCCAUGUUAAUUUUGGCCUGUAUUUUUAUAGUCAUAAACAUUUAUUGACAAAUUCGACACACUUCAAACUCAUUUCUUAUUCUGUAGAAACCUAAAGGGGGGAAAAUAUCAAUCAAAAUCAAAUUUCAUUUCUUUAAUUGUAAGUCAAAAACAAUGUUUUCUGCCUUUCAUUGAAAAGAUGAAACAGUUAUGAAAAACAGCAUCUUUGGGUAAUUUAUAGCAGUUUUCUUUAGAGUCCCUUUAGAGUCUGCUUUGUUUUUAUAUGUAUAUAUAUUAUUGAACCUUCAUUCUUCAUGGUAGAAAGUUACUGGUACCUUUGCUAGAAUCCUUGAUAAGUUUACUUAAUAGUCUACUUAAUAGAUUUUCUCUAUCAGUUACUGUGUGCAUCUCAGAACAGAAGGUAGCAUGAACUGCUUAAAAUUGAAACUAAUCAACAAGUAAUAUAAUUAGUAACGAAUGCAACUAUAUUGUCAUUUUUAUAAGCUUUUUAGCAUGCAGUAGCAAAAAUUUAUUUUAUUUAUGUGUGUGUGUGUGUGUGAGUGAAUGUGAAAGAAUAUUAACUGUUCUGUUAUUUUCACCUCUCCCUCUUUUUUCCCUCCCACUGUUGUGUAUGGUAUCAAUUGCUUUCACAACUGGGAAGAUAUUUCAUUUGUUCUUCCCUUUCUAUUCUCUUUAAUCUGGUUUUCCCCCAAAGCGUUUACUUUUAUUUUAGAACAGUUUCUCACAAGAAGCUUGAUAUCAGCUGUUUUCUUCAUAACUCGACAUCGUUCUUGACUUACAAUUAAUUCUUAACGAAAUAAUCACAUUGACAAGUAUGGGCAUAUUUUUAAACCGUUUUUGAAGCUUUCCUUUAAAAGCUUCAAUAAUAAUAUUUUUAAAGUAGGUUGAUAAAGGUCCUCUGAUCUGAAAGUUGAGAGUUUUUCUGACAAAAGUGAAUUUUUUCAUUUUUUCUUUUUUAAAAUACCUGUACAGAAUAGCUGGAGUAUUAAAUAGAUCACUUUUUUUGCUUUCUGGCUAAGUGAUUCACUUUCGAGAAUGCACCCAUGCAUAAAACAGUUCUUGCAAAAUACACUUGGAUUUGUAGAACCAUUUACUCCAUGCUAGCAUGGGAAAUUAAAGGGGAAAAAAAAAAGAAAAAAGAAAAAAAAAGCAUUGGCAAAGGAAAGUGGGG